Molecule: messenger RNA, 1311 nt
Organism: Haliotis rubra (blacklip abalone)
Lineage: Eukaryota; Metazoa; Mollusca; Gastropoda; Lepetellida; Haliotidae
Product: golgin subfamily A member 6-like protein 22
Exons: 4
Coding region: 80-865 (261 amino acids)
Source: RefSeq, a predicted model, not a curated record
UAUAAAAGAUCAGCCGCGCCCAGCCCUUCCUAUUUCUUCCAAGGCAGCGAUCCGAUCGUCAGGUGAAGAUACAGACAGGAUGGUAGCCAAGUUUGCCCUCGUGUUGGUCCUUUUGCCACUGGCUCUAGCCUGGCCAAUGGAACAGAAGGCUGACGACAAGGACAUGAUGAUGCAGUACAUGAUGAAGAUGUGGCAGAAGAAGAUGGAGGAGGAGAAGAAGGAGCAUUAUGCCGGCGACCCGGACGGAUGCAAGGCUGAUGACGAUGACGACUGGAAGGCUUGGAUGAUGAAACACCAGGAAGAGAAAGCCGAGAAGAUGAAGGAGGAGUAUAAGAAGUUUAAGGAGUUCAUGUCCCACAAGAAGAUGAUGGAGGAAAAGAAGAUGGAGGAAGAGAAGGAGAAGAUGUAUGAGCUGUGGCAGAAGCAGAAGGAGAUGAAGGAGAGAGAGGAGAAGGAGGAAGAUUUCAAGGAGAUGAUCGACUCCUUCCAGACCCAGAAACACAAGUUCGCCUUUCAGCUGACUCACGAGUUCCUCCAACUUUGCCAGUGCAAUGAGGUCUCUGAACAGAUGGAAAAGCUUUCGAUGUUCAGCAUCCGUAACGGCACCGACCUCAUGGACAACAUGACUUCAAGCAACGUCAGCAUGGCCAUGGAAACUGGUGAUAUGGCGAUGCUGGCCCAGAAGAUGUCCAAGAUGUCUGCCGAUGAGAAGAAGAAGGUGUUCAUGUCGGGGCUCAUCAAGUCCAUGUGUAAUGGCGCCCAAACCUUCAUCAGACACGCCAAGCAGUUUGAAGAGAUGUACUUGGUCACGUACACAGAGGACAAGAAGUCGACCACGACCAAGGAUCCUUUCACCUCUGAUUAGUGUAACUACAAGCUGCGUCUGCAGAGACAGAGAAAUUAUAAUUUUACGUUCUGUUUGCUGUUAAAACGUUCAGUGCCUUUCUUCGACAUAAGUAUUGUUCAUGUAAACGUUUCGUAUACUCUUCAUUUUGUUCUGACUAUUUCCUGUCAGGAUCCGCUGUUCCUAGGUUCGAAUCCCAGAUUUGCCGAUUAUUACCCUUGGUCUGGAAGUACCAUAUCAAUGCAUUAUUUGUCAAAAUAUCAAACGGCAACGACCUCAGUCGCAUUCGGCACCAUAUUAAACUAAUAUCCUGAUUAACUGAUGUCCAAACCGGUGGUACACACAGAUCAAUUUCACAUUCUCCCCAAUGUGUUUUCUUCACUUUCCAUACCUUCUUUGCAUUUAUUGAGUUUAUUUUCUACUUUGUACAUAUAACUCUGUUGAAUAAACUGUUUUGUUAACAUUUU